Messenger RNA from Plutella xylostella (diamondback moth), 982 nucleotides. RefSeq lists its product as uncharacterized. The record is from RefSeq and is a predicted model, not a curated record. NCBI's taxonomy places the organism in Eukaryota, Metazoa, Arthropoda, Insecta, Lepidoptera, Plutellidae.
UAAAUAAUAAUAAAUAAAACAAAGAAUAAAUUUAAUUAUUUAAUAUUAUGAAAGUGUAGUAAAUUCUACCUGCCAGCUAUUAUUUUCUCUGCUGAGUCUUCAAGAUAACUCCAAUUUGACACACUUCUUUGACAUAACCCUACUUUGACACAAUGGACACACUGAAGCAAUCAUUGGCCGACCUGAGCAAUCACUUCAGCACGAGCAUGGCAGCAUUUCAAGAGGGCCUGCAGAAUUCCCAGGCUACCCCAUCCACGGAGAGGCUUGCUGCCGAGUUCGCGACGUUCAGGGCAUUCAUCAUGACUGCCCUCGAGAGUCUGCAGCAGCAGGUGUUGUUGAUGGCGCAGCAAAUGGACCGGCAGGAGAUGCAAAGUCGCCGUAAAAUGCUCCUGCUCCAUGGCGUGAAGGAAGAGAAGAAGGAGGACACAGCUGCAGCGGUGGUGAAGAUCAUAAGUGAUCACUUCAAGGACUCAGGAUCCUUUAGCGCCUGUGACAUAUCUCGGUGUCACCGCAAGGGCCGCUUGGGAGGUGACAAGCCCAGGAGUAUCCUCAUAAAGUUCAAGGAUGUCGCCACACGGGACCAGAUUUGGUUUGCCAAGACUGGUUUGAAGAGCAGCGGCAUGGUCUUGUCAGAGUUUUUGACCAAACCCCGGCACGAUGCCUUCAUGGCUGCAAGACAGCGCGUCGGUGUCUCCAGGUGCUGGACGCGGAAUGGAUCCGUUGUUGUGCAGAGCCCUGACGGCAAACAGCAUCGGGUUACUACGUUGGGCGAGCUCGACAAAGUGUGCCCCGCGCCGGCGAGUCCAACCGCUCGUACAUCCCCAACUCCGCCCGUCAUCCGUGAUUCGAAGGCCGUCGUCGCUGAUAAGCCAGCUUCCUUGGCGAGGCCAAAAAGAGCUGGUACAGUUAGGAAGUAGCUUAAUUUGGGUGUAGUUCUAUUUUACUUGUUUUAUUUCUACCGUUUUAUUAAUUCAUUUUUAUU